This is a messenger RNA of Sitodiplosis mosellana (orange wheat blossom midge), 676 nucleotides long. RefSeq lists its product as uncharacterized. The transcript has 3 exons. Gene Ontology annotation, biological process: tRNA 5'-leader removal. The record is from RefSeq and is a predicted model, not a curated record. The coding region runs from base 104 to 547 and encodes 147 amino acids. Gene Ontology annotation, cellular component: ribonuclease P complex. Lineage: Eukaryota; Metazoa; Arthropoda; Insecta; Diptera; Cecidomyiidae. Gene Ontology annotation, molecular function: ribonuclease P RNA binding.
CAUUCACAAUAGCGAUGUGAAAUGUCAUACUGACAGUUGAAUCGUAUCCAAAACAAACGAACAACGUGCGUGCUGAUCGAAUGAAGUUCAAACAAUAAACACAAUGGUUCGAGUGAAAUACAGAUACGUGGUGGUCAAAGUGGAACCACAAACAGCAAUUGCCGGCAGCAUUUCGUUUUCCGACAGCGCUCUUUAUUCAUCCAUCACCAAAUCGGUGCUGAAAUACUACGGAGAUUUGGGCGCAGCUUCAAUUCGAUUUGGAUUAAAGUGUAAAUACUGCAAUGAUCGGACUAGGAUCGCAAUCGUUCGUGUGAAACAUCGCAUCCAUCGAUUCGUAACCAGCAUUUUACCAUUGACAUCAGUUCUCGGCGAGCAUAUUGUAAAAUAUCGCAUUCUUUACAACGGCGCUACCAUAAUGCAAUGCAACAAAUUCAUUGUGGAAUACCAAAAGAAGUACUUGGACCAACAAGUAGGCACAAUCGCUUCGGCCAAUCAACGAAAUAAACUAGUCCAAAAUGUGAUGGAAAUUUCAACCGUCACGAGAUAGUCAGCCGAUUUUUGAGAUUCAUUUUGAUUAUGUAGCUUCAAGUCUGUUGUAAGAAUUUCGAUUUUGCUUUGGAAAUUUAAACGAUUCUCUUAUGAAUAAAUUUAUUUCAGAUGAAAUCUUUUUAAUGUG